This is a messenger RNA of Telopea speciosissima, 1188 nucleotides long. RefSeq lists its product as uncharacterized. The record is from RefSeq and is a predicted model, not a curated record. Bases 1 to 1188 code for a protein of 395 amino acids. The transcript has a single exon. Lineage: Eukaryota; Viridiplantae; Streptophyta; Magnoliopsida; Proteales; Proteaceae. Gene Ontology annotation, molecular function: nucleic acid binding; RNA-DNA hybrid ribonuclease activity.
AUGCUCACGCGGCCAAUUACUAGAGGUCGAGUUGGGAAGUGGGCCUUAGCGUUGGUAGAGUUUGCCCUACAGUAUGUUCCCCAGAAGGCCGUUAAGGGUCAGACCCUGGUUGACUUCCUGGCUGACCAUCCUCCCAUCCAAGUCGCCGGGGAUGGAGAACAGGAGGAGGUGGGGGAAGUCGCGUAUAUCGGUGUUACACUAUGGUUCUUAUCAUUUGAUAGAUCCAAAACCAGCCAGGCAGCUAGAGCAGGGAUAGCAAUUCGGUUACCACAGGGAGUGGAAACCCAAUUAGCGGUACAUCUGGGUUUUACGUGCUCAAACAACCAGGCCGAGUAUGAAGCCCUUAUUAUAGGAAUGAAGGUCCUUCUGCCAAUGGGGGCCAGAUCAGUUGAGAUAAAUGGGGAUUCCCAGCUGGUGAUCAAACAAGUGGCAGGAGAAUACCGCUGUGAAAGUGAGCACUUAGUUCGUCACCACUUGCUGGUGUGUAGCCUAAUCACUCAGUUCGACGAAGUGUCCAUAAGAUACGUCCCUCGCUUAAAGAAUCAGACGGCCAACAGUUUGGCUCAGGUGGCAUCAAGCCUGCGUCCCAUGGAGGAUUGCCUUAAGAGGACCAUUGUGUUACAAAAACAAUUGGUCUCGUCGGUCCUUGACUUAGAUCUAGUAGAGGUGAACCAGGUGGAGGAUACCCAGCCUGACUGGAGGACGUUAUUAAUCCAGUUCUUAAGGGACCCUAGCCUUAACAUGGACAAAAAAACUAAGUACAGAGCUUUGAGAUAUGUCCUGGUGGGUGGUGAUCUCUUCAAGAAAGGAAAGGACGGCCUGUUGCUUAAGUGUGUCAGCCUCAAUGAGUCAAUGGUGAUUAUGGCUGAAGUUCACGAAGGAAUUUAUGACUCACACCAAGCUGGUCCUAAGAUGAGAUGGCUAAUCAGGAGGCAUGGGUAUUACUGGCCCACUAUCUUGUCAGAUUACAUAAAAUACGCCAAGGGGUGUCAGGCUUGUCAACGGCAUGGUCCAAUACAACGGGCUCCUGCUGUGGAGCUCAACCCGGUGGUGAAGCCAUGGCCGUUCAGAGGGUGGGCCAUGGAUUUGAUUGGGAAGGUGACACCCCCAGCUAUAAAGGGUCAUUGCUUCAUAAUUUUGGCAACCGAUUAUUUCACCAAGUGGGUAGAGGCUGUGCCCAUGCGAUAG